AUGAGUGGACGAGUAAGAUCAAGAUCUAGAGGAAGGGGAGAUGGUCAAGAGUCUUCCAAUACGGUUGAACCUGUGGCCCCAAAACUAGGUGGCAAAAAAUCUCAACAAAAGGAACCACCAACUGGGAAUGUGGAUAUUGAACCUGGACAAGAGAAAGAAGGAGGAACAUCUGUGGUUCAAGGUGCAAGCCAGGAAAUGGGUCUGGAAAAGACUGGGGGUGAGCACGGGAAUGACCCUGAUGUGAAGGGGAAGAUUCCACCUAAUCUAGUGCCUGCUAAAAUUCCAGAAGCAGGUGAUGGACAGUCAUAA
Messenger RNA from Globicephala melas (long-finned pilot whale), 309 nucleotides. The record is from RefSeq and is a predicted model, not a curated record. Lineage: Eukaryota; Metazoa; Chordata; Mammalia; Artiodactyla; Delphinidae.